Phaedon cochleariae (mustard beetle) is the source of this 1255-nucleotide messenger RNA. The record is from the annotation of a GenBank genome assembly. NCBI's taxonomy places the organism in Eukaryota, Metazoa, Arthropoda, Insecta, Coleoptera, Chrysomelidae.
UAAUUCAAAAAUGAGUGUGAGAAUAAAGGGAUACAGAUUUUUGAAUUUCCCCCACUAUUUACUCAAAUUUAACAGUCACGUGAUGACAAUGUUUGACAACAAAAAGGCGGGAAAAAGGUAUGUUGACAAAUUUGAUAGGUUAUUGUAUUUUUCUGAGAAUUUCAUAAAUUUAAACAGUAUUUUUUAUAAUAAUAACAGUUUGUACAAACUGCCAAGUGCCAAAAUGUCCAGUGUGGUUACACAAGCAGAAUGUGACAAAUUAACGAUAGAAAUAACUAUGGAUAAAUCCAAGAAAGAACAUGUAACUAAUGGACUAUCUGGCAAAGGAGAUUCACAAGAGCAUGAUGAAUGCCAAUACUUGAACCACAUCAAAAACAUCUUCCAGAGAGGCAUCAAAAGGAGUGAUCGAACAGGAGUGGGUACUCUUUCUAUAUUUGGGGCCCAAAUGAGGUACAGCUUGCGCGACGAGGUGUUUCCUCUUCUGACCACCAAAAGGGUGUUCUGGAGGGCAGUGGUAGAGGAGCUGCUGUGGUUCUUACGUGGAAGCACUAAUGCACUGGAAUUGAGAGACAAGAAAGUUCAUAUUUGGGAUGCUAAUAGUACCAGGGAAUAUUUAGACUCAAUAGGGUUGAAAGACAGGGAAGAGGGUGAUUUGGGUCCAGUUUAUGGGUUCCAGUGGCGCCAUUAUGGGGCUGAAUACAGGGGGAUGCAUGCUGACUAUAAGAAUAAGGGAAUCGAUCAACUGGCGCAUGUAAUCAAUACCAUAAAGACAAGACCAAAUGACAGGAGAAUAAUAAUGUGUGCUUGGAAUCCCAUAGAUUUGCCAGAGAUGGCACUACCACCGUGCCACUGUCUGGUCCAAUUUUUCGUAGCUGAAGACGAGUUAUCCUGUCAAUUGUACCAGAGAUCCGCCGAUAUGGGGCUGGGAGUCCCUUUCAAUAUCGCCAGUUAUGCCCUUCUAACUUUCAUGAUCGCUCACGUCACGGGACUUAAGCCGGGCGAAUUCAUUCACACGUUGGGCGACAGUCACGUGUACUUGAAUCACGUGGAGGCCCUACAGGAACAAGUGAAACGCGAACCGAGGCCCUUUCCCAAGCUCAGGAUCAAAAGGAAGGUAACGGAUAUCGAAAGCUUUACCUUCGAUGACUUCGAAUUGGCCGGUUAUAACCCCCACCCUAAACUGAACAUGUCUAUGGCCGUAUGAUCAUUUCUUUUUUUGUUUUGCGUUGACUCGAAUACAAGUACUACUUUUUUA